Molecule: messenger RNA, 1596 nt
Organism: Cercocebus atys (sooty mangabey)
Lineage: Eukaryota; Metazoa; Chordata; Mammalia; Primates; Cercopithecidae
Product: proline-rich protein 36-like
Exons: 5
Coding region: 1-1596 (531 amino acids)
Source: RefSeq, a predicted model, not a curated record
AUGGCCUUUAGGGGCCAAGCCUUUGCCUUUUGGCGGCCUCUCCAGGCCCCGAACUUCCUCAGGCCGGCCUCUCCAGGCUCAGUUGCGGCCUCCCGGCCACCCGUCUGCGCCCAGCUCCUCCUGCUCCCGGCUGCGGCCGCGGGCCCAGCCCCGGCCUCACGACAACCUCUUUGGACUCGGGCGCCAAACGUCCUGAAGCCAGUCCCCACGGUGGCCUCUUCGGGCCCGGCUCCUGCCCUCCGACGGCGUCUCCACGACCCAGACUUCCUCCAGCCAGCCUCUCCAGGCCCAGCUCCUCCUCCCGGCGGCCUCUGCAGGCCCACGCUGGCCUCGAGUCGGCCUCUCCAGGGCGCUCUCUGGUCCCGGUGGCCCCUGCGGCCCCAACUCGUCCCCCAGUCGGCCUCCGCCGUCCCAGCUGCUGCCUCUCCGCGGCCUCUCCAGCUGCCAGACUUAUUCAGGUCAGCCUCUCCAGGCCGAGCUCCUCCUGCCUGCCACUGGCCUCUUGAGGCCCAGGACUUGACCUCCAGUCGGCCUCGCCAGGCCCAGCCUCCUGCCUCCCGAAGGCCUGCACAGGCCCAGCCUCUACCUCCCAGCAGACUCUCCACGCCCACCUAUCGCCUCAACGCUGCCUCCCCAGGCCAGAGCUCCUCCUGCCUUUCGGCAGCUCCGCCGGGCCCCGCUCCUGCCUCCCAGUGGCCUCGCCCAGCCUCUGCCUUUUGGAGGCCUCUCCAGGCCACGAACUUCCUCAGUCCGGCCCCUCCAGUCCCAGUUGCGGCCUCCCGGCCUCCCGUCCAGGCCCAGCUCCUGCUGCUCCCGGCUGUGGCCUUGGGCCCAGCCCCGGCCCCACGACAACCUCUUUGGACUCGGCUCCGGCCCUGCUCCCGCUCCGCGGCCUUUGUAGACCCCAAACGUCCUGAAGCCGGGCCCCACGAUGGCCUCUCCGGACCCGGCUGUUGCUCUCUGUCGGCGUCUCCACGCCCCAGAAUUCCUCCAGCCAGCCUCGCCAGGCCCAGCUCCUCCUGCCGGCGGCCUCUGCAGGCCCACGCUGGCCUCGAGUCUCGGCUUCUCCAGGGCUCGCUCGUGCUCCCGGCGGCCCCUGCGGGCCCAAUUCGUCGCCCAGUCGUCCUCCGCCGGCCCAGCUCCUGCCUCUCCGUGGCCUCUCCAGCUGCCAGACUUCCUCAGGCCCAGUCUUUGCCUUUUGGCGGCCUCUCCAGGCCCCGUACUUCCUCAGGCCGUCCCCUGCAGGCCCCGUUGCGGCCUCCCAGCCUACCGUCCAGGCCCAGCUCCUCCUGCUCCCGGCUGCGGCCGCGGGUCCAGCACCGGCCUCACGACAACCUCUUUGGACUCGGCUCCGGCCACAGCUCCCGCUCCGCGGCCUUUGGAGGCCCCAAACGUCCUGAAGCCAGGUUGACCUCCAGUCGGCCUCGCCAGGCUCAGCCUCCUGCCUCCCGAAGGCCUGCACAGGCCCAGCCUCUGCAUCCCAGCGGACUCUCCACGCCCAGCUCUCGCCUGACUGCGGCCUCCCCGGGCCAGAGCUCCUCCUGCCUUUCGGCAGCUCCGCCGGGCCCCGCUCCUGCCUCCCAGUGGCCUCGUUAG